GGAGGGUGGUGGGGGGGACGAGCAUCCUCCAGGCCGAGGCUCCGUUUGUUUCUCCGGGCUCCGCGCCGGCGAGCGGGAGGCGCUUCGGCACCGGUACCGGCGAAGUACCUGCGGAUCGGCUUUCCUCCUCCUCGCUGGCUUUUUCCAGUUUUGUGGUGGUGGUAGUUUUUUUUUUUUGUGUGUGUGUGUGUGUGUGUUUUUUUUUCUUAGCCCUCCCUCAAAUCCAGGGAGACGCUUCUGAAGCGGGGUGAGCGCCGACCUUACGUAAAUGGUGCUGCUCCGGGGAGGGCAUCCCCCCUGCGAGCCCCGGGCCGGGGGAGCGUCCCCGGGCGCCGCUCGCCCUGCCUAGCGGCCGGGCUCCUCGCCGCCGUCGCCGCAGCCCCGCCUGCGAUCCGCACCGGCACCGGCGGGGGCGGGCGGUGAGCAGCAGCCGGCAGCCCGCAGCCCCGUCCUCGGCGGGUUUCGCCGCCUCCGCGGACCGGCUGCGGGGAUGAUGCGGCGCGUCGGACCCCGCGGCGGGGAGGGCGCUAUGUCAGAGAGAUAACGCGCCUCCGCCAGCAGCCCGGGGGCAGUGUCGGUGCCAGGUCCCCCCGGGACCCGGCUGCCUGAGAGCCGCUCGCAGCUCAGCGGCCGGACUGGCAGCGGCGGCGGGGCCGGGGAGCGACGGGGCGAGGCCCGGCGGGGCGGGCGAGCGGCGGCCGGCCGUGCCGGGGCACCCCGCCUCCGGGGGGCAAGCGCCCGGGAGGCUGAGGAGCGCAGGCAUCACAGCCAGGGAGGAGGAGGAGGAGGGCAGCGCCAUGACUCAUUUGCAGGCAGGUCUCUCCCCGGAGACUCUGGAGAAAGCCCGGCUGGAGCUGAACGAGAACCCCGACACCCUGCACCAGGACAUCCAGGAGGUGCGGGACAUGGUCAUCACCCGGCCGGACAUCGGCUUCCUGCGCACCGACGAUGCCUUCAUCCUGCGGUUCCUGCGGGCCAGGAAGUUUCAGCACUUCGAGGCAUUUCGGCUCCUGGCCCAGUACUUUGAAUAUCGCCAGCAGAACCUGGACAUGUUCAAGAGCUUCAAGGCCACAGACCCGGGCAUCAAGCAGGCACUGAAGGAUGGUUUCCCCGGUGGGCUGGCCAACCUGGACCACUACGGCAGGAAGAUCCUCGUCCUUUUUGCAGCCAACUGGGACCAGAGCAGGUACACGCUGGUGGAUAUUUUGCGCGCCAUACUUCUUUCUUUAGAAGCCAUGAUAGAAGACCCCGAGCUUCAAGUGAAUGGAUUUGUUUUGAUUAUAGACUGGAGCAACUUCACCUUCAAGCAGGCCUCCAAACUCACACCAAGCAUGCUUAGAUUAGCCAUAGAGGGCCUUCAGGACAGCUUUCCAGCUCGAUUUGGAGGAAUACAUUUCGUCAAUCAGCCAUGGUAUAUCCAUGCCCUCUACACAGUUAUACGACCUUUUCUAAAGGAGAAGACACGAAAAAGGAUAUUCCUACAUGGUAAUAACCUCAACAGCCUGCAUCAGCUAAUACACCCUGAGAUCCUGCCUUCAGAGUUUGGAGGAAUGUUGCCCCCCUAUGACAUGGGGACAUGGGCAAGAACACUGCUUGACCAUGAAUACGAUGAUGACAGUGAAUGCAAUGCAGACUCCUACAACACUCCUGCAAAGGAUACAGAAAAGGACCUCUCUCCUAAAUCCAUGAAAAGGUCUCAGUCAGUUGUGGAUCCUGGGGUGCUGAAACGCAUGGAUAAGAAUGAGGAAGAAAACAUGCAGCCUUUGCUUUCACUUGACUAACAGUUUUUGAGCAUUGGACAUGAACUGAGGUGGAAGGCACUGCCUCUCAGCAACAAGCAAACCACUGGGAGUGUAACAGCUGGAAUCCUAUUUACUUAUGUUAAUGUAGCAUAAUGGCAACAGGUUUUACUAUUCUGCCUGAAUUCUGGAUGCCCUUGGGUGAAACAGAAGAGGAGAAAAAAAGAAAAUAAAAGGAAAUGAAAAAAAAAAAGAGGAAACAAUAAUUUAUUCUGUAAGUGCCAACUUGUUUGUAAAUACAAUAUAAUCCUCAAAUUUGACUCUGUAAGUUAUGGCAAACAAGUGCUAUGGAAAUGAGUGACUAUUAAAUAUGUCAGUGAAGUGCACCAUAAAAAGAGAAGAAAACAUGUGUUCUCUCUUACACACACACACACACAGAGAAUACAUACUGGACAAAGAAAAAUAUCAAAGCCAAUUAAAUGUUGUCCUUCUAAUAGGAAGCCAAUGAGCACAUUGACUACUGUUUUUUUUUUCUGCCAUGCUCGUGUAACUGUGCAAAGAUAAAGAGGGAAUAUAAGAACUUGGGAGAUUCUGAUGAAUGUUUCCUAACUCUAGGAAUUGGUUUCCCAAAUAAUGUUGUGAUUUAGGAUUGUGAUACAGCAAAAACCAUGUAACAUCGUGAAAAAGAUAACAGAUGAACUAGAACCAACACUUUGAUAGCUUUGUUGUUUAGCUAUGUUGUAUGGACCUCUGAGGUUUCUUCCUUAACUUUUCAUUUACGCAAGUAACCUGGUUUGUUACCGUAAUCUGGGUGUUGUAAUUUGGGACACAUUGGAGUUACUUCUCUUGCAUUUUGGGUGCAUGUCAACAAUUUUUCCAGAACUCUGUUCUGCCUUAGAACGAGACAUUAGUCCUCCAAAUACAGUGUGAUAACCAGUAUCUGAAAGUAAAGCCUGGCAGCAGAGGUUAAAAGUCAAUAACUGAAUCCUGUGUACUGGGAGACUGGAUACAUAUAUAUAUUUUUACCAAUCUCUGACAAGCAUACAAGGUGACAUUGUUAGAUAAGUAUAUUUCAUUGAAGGUUUAUACAAGAAAUACCUAUUCAAUGUACUUAGAUAUAUUAUAUUGUAUAUUGAGACAAUGUCAUUAUUAAUAUAGUAAAACUUACCGUAGAACAACAGCAUCCCACUCCAAGCAAGGAUUAAUAUGAAUAAGUUGUAGUCAAACAUCUCAGCCUAUGUGUUUAGGACACCUUUGUUUUUGUUGUAGUGUAACUGUAUAUAUUGAACAUGUGCCAUAAUAGAGAAAUACAUUUUACCUCAAAAGGGCAACAGGUUUCACUAGGGAUUGGGUAAAUCAGCUGAAAUGCAUGGACUGUGUCAUCUUUGUGUGCUGGUUAAUGUGUAUGCAGCCCAUGGUAAGCUGAGGCAAGAAUGUAGUUUCUUAUUAGGACUUUACAGUCAGAGUGGGAAGACACACAGGAUGCCCAGCAAGGCAUCUGAAUAGUUAGAGGUAUUAUAAGAGCAUGUUCAGGCAGUGCAAGGAUUAGUUAAGGAAACACUGACAGUGGAGGUGGUAGCUCACAGCAACCCUGCCUCCCAAGCACCGGAGUUUAAAGAAUUUCUUCAAUUACUUCAGUGAUUACUGAAGUUUCAAAGUCACUGGUUGUAGGUUACCUCUCCUUGCCCAGCAUGAUUAAAAAACUGUAAGAUUUAGUAGGCUGAUAUGAGUUAAGAACAGACAGUGAAAUCUUGACAGGGUGUCAUCUAGAGUUUAGCUGUAACUCCUGUGGUGGCAACUUUGCAUUUCUCAGGGCUUGAGACAGCCCUGACUCUUCCAGCAUCACCCUUGAUUAGCCCAGACAACACACAGAUAAAGCUUUCCUACUUUGCAGUUCGUUAGCAACGCUGAUAAAUAGUGUAUGCCCUAACAUGCCAUCACAUUGCAGGAACUUGUCUGAACAAGUUAUUGCCUUUCUGCUCUCCUAAUUCUAUUUUCAUGAUACGUGUUAUGAAAUGCAAAGAGAAAAGAUACGGAGCCUGAAUGUCUUAUCAGUCUGUCCUACAAGUUGUCAGUACUAGAAAGUGUUGUAAUACUACUUCUAUGGUUUGAGAGACUUGAAAAAAUGAUCAAUCCUUAUAUACUAUUUUGUUCAGUCCUGUUUUUCUCAUUCCUUGUAACAUCAUGCUGGAUAAGUGAGAUGUGCAUCCAGGAUUUGCAAAAGUGCCAUAUUUGAAUGUAUGCUGUAUAUGCCCACACUUCUGGUUAGUAGAAUAGCAUAUUGUCAUUGAUCUGAUUUUUAAAUCCUUAUCAGAUAAAACUAUAACAUCAGUAGAAGUUUUAUCCUUUUAAGGGCUUCAGGAUUUAGUCAGUAUUCCACAUGUAUGCAAACUGUGACUCAGUGGUGAUCAAUAUCUUCAUGAAUCCUUUUAGAAACAUGGGCUAGACUUUGGUGUGAGACAGCAGAAUGCUGGUUUCAGAGUACAGCAGCUGUUUGGUCAGAAAUUGCAAUUCUGCUCCACUGUAUGGAGCUUAAAAUUUGGUUUGAAGCUUAUAAAUUUGUUUUCUUUGUGAAUCCUUUAUUUAUGCACUUAAAUGUAAUUUAUGUAAUAUUUUCUCAUGCCUGAUUUCAACUUCAAGUUAAUGAGUAUUAUUACGUUCUUUCCAGAAAAUACAAGUAGGAUAUAUUAUAAUUUUGUGUAACUGGGACCUCAUCUUUCACCGUGAACAAAAUUCCUUUUCCAAUGAGGUUCUCUCUGUUAAAGAGUUGGGCUACAGGUCUUCUUGGCCGCAGCUUUUAUUUCACUGAAGCAAAUUCUGACAGUGGUAAUUGCAGUUGUGACUUUGGAUAAAAUAUGAAAAUGGGUAAGAAAAAUAAAUAUACUUUACGCAUUGUCAGUAUUCUUUGAAGGCAUUUCUCUUUUACACAUCAGGGUACAUAAAGGGUAGAUUUUCUUGUAGAAAAUCUUUAUAGGUAGGUCAAUUUUUAUUAGAUUAAAUUUGGACUGAAAACUUUUUCCAAUGUUUGUUAUCAUAGAAAUUGCUGUCUAAUUUUUAUAGCAGAAUUGAAGUGCUAAAAAUAGAAUUCAAAUGCUUGGGAGUAUUCCUCUUAAUUUCUUACCUUUGUUGUGUAUUGGGUAGAAUAAAACCUUUUUGUAAUUAUGCAUGCUGAUAUGCAUAUAAAAAAAUAUCCUGCAAUAUGAGGAACUUAGUGGGAAAACUGGAUACACUUGUCCAAGUAACUAUGCCAAAAAAAAAAAAAAAAGAGGAGAAAAAAAAGUGUAAAAAUUUAUAGUUUUGGGCCUUUGAUAAGAUCUAAAAGUAUUGCCUUACAUGAUGUCUUUUCCAGGAAAUAAAUGUUAAAAAAUAUAUGGAAAAGUUAUGGAAACUUCCAUGCCCAAAACUUUCCUCUUGUAAAGAGAUGUCAAUAGUCUGUUGGCUUUAUAGAGACAGGUAAUCAGACCCACUAAGCUCCAACAACUACACAGAAUCCCAAUAGCUAUUCACUGUAAAAUAGUUUGAGAUGUCUUUACAGAAAUGUAAAUUUACUGUAUAGCGUAUUUAAAAAGAUGUUUUGCACUCUACAAACAUGCUAUGCCUAGUCACAAAAGAUAUUUGUAGAGGCAUAUGUAAAUUGAACACAUAAUUAAAGAAAAUAGGCAUAAAAGGGACCUCAAGAGGUCAUUGAUCUGUGGAGGAGUAGAUUCACUUUAAUGUCACUCUCAAAGAAUUGUUUUAACUCAGUACCUUGCAUGGAAUGCUCUUUGUAUUAUUUAAUCACAGUCACAGCAAAGCCUAAGCACAUCACCUGACAAAACUGUAACCUGACAGUAUUCACACCUUUUAUUAUUUUCCUGUUCUGUUUUGGAAAUUAAAGUUUGUCAAACAUCAUAAGAACUACCAUUUAGAAUUACUUGGAAAACACUUUGGAAUAAGCUUUGAUCAUAUCCCUGUUAUUAUAUUGUUUCUGUUAUUAUUGAUGUAUGUAUUUGUCAAGCUUUUUGAUAAAGUUAUAUUUGAAAGAGGAUACAAGAGAGGAAAAAAAAUCAAUCAGGCUUCAGGAUUUUGUUUAGAAUAUUAAAAUGUGAUUUUGGGGGGAUGUUAAUAUUGGUUUUGAUAAUUUUUAAUUGCCUAUGGAGAAAGUUCUGCUGAGCUAUCAACAGCAUUGGGUACCAGGACAAAUUUGGAAGAUAAAUAUCAUUGUGAAAGACAAGAGCAAAGGAGCUGUACUGAAAGAACAAUCAAAUGACUGGCUGUAUCAGGUCCUUCUAAAGGAAGGUAUUUUGCAAGUAGCUUACAAGCAUGGUGCUGAGAAUAGUACUUUUGUCAACAAACGUAAAAGCACACUAAGAAAUUGAGAAAAUAACAGUUAUCGCACUUUCUCAGGUAGCAAAACAGAAACACAGCAAGUUAGAGACAUUUCUCAAUGAAAGACGUUCCCAUUGUUUUUCUAUACGGCAAAGAUGUAAUCUCUCAGUCUGGUUUUAACUGCAGGAGAGAAAAUAAUGUGUCCCUAUUUUGUGUAAGAAUGUCUGGUUGUUGAUUCAUUCAUGCUUACAUCGUUUAGAAUGCUUUACCAUGAGACCUUUGCAAACUGGGGAUGAUCUUUCCUGUGGCUUUAAAUCUGAAUUAACAUUUUGCUGAGGAAAUGGCAAAAAGGGAGCAUGUCCCCCACAUGAAAUGCCUUUCUUCUCUUUUUAAUUGUUGGGGGGGAAAGUAAUUUAGUCUGAAGACUACCCAAAGGAAAUCGUGGCUCCUCGGUAAAGAAUUCUGAACUUGGCCAGGGAUGAAACAGGAUACUUGUUUCUCAUUAACUAUACAGGGAACAUCAGCAUUUUAUUUAGAGGCAUGCUCAAGUGACCACAAAUGAAAGUACAAGCCAGGUAGAUAGGAAUCCCACAUCCUGUAUUGCCUUGUAACUCGGAAUGAUCUUGUGUCAAGGGUCUCUAUUUUGUAGAUUGACUUGGACAUUCCCUUCAGUCUCCAUUUCAGCUUUCAGUUGUGUGGGAAUUUUUUUCCUAUCAGCUUUUGGGAUCUUAAUUUGUUUCCUUCAUGUGGGUCUGUUGGCACAAAAUGGUAUUGACCCCUGUUGGAUUGCACAAUUUGCAAAGUGAUUUUGUUGUUAAGAAAUAACAAGUUGUGCAAUGCUGGGCAGUGGUGAAGUUCAAACAUGGGUCACAAGCUCCCAGUACUUUGUCACUCCUUCUCCAGUGUUUUGUGUGUGUGUAAACUGCUCUGAUUGAUGUGUGUUAGCUCUUGCAUUAUGUUAAUUUAAAAAGAGAGAAAACAGAGAAGUUUCUGCAGUGAGUUCAAAAUCUGAAUUGGUGGUAUCACUGUGGAAUCCAGAAGGAGGAGGAGCAUUGCACAUAGGCAAAAUGAAGAGCUCUCCAAGGAAAAAUGCUGGUAAUUCCUUAUGGUACACAUGUUUUGUUAAAACAUGGCCAAAGGAUUUUGUCUACAAGGGUCGGUAGUCAACCAGAACUGUUCUUUCUGCAUCAGUUAGCAUCAGUCAUUUACAGUGAAUCUUCUCUAUUGUAGGUGUGACAAAGCUUCCUUUUGGUGUUAGCAGAGAAUUCACUUCCAGAGAAUUGACAUAUCUGACAAUUUGAAGCAGACAAAUGGCAGGGGUUAAUUAGGAUUUGUGUUUGAUAUGGAAAUGCUGCUGUGAUUCCUUAAAGAGGCUGUCACAUCAUCAACAACACACAGCAGUACCUAAAGGCAGGCAUCUCAAAUCAGAUCCCUUGGUUAAUAAAGAUUUAAGGGGAGAAAAAAGCAAGGGAAGAGACAAUAGAGGAUGAUAAAACACAAUCAUUAAAAUAAAAAAACAGAAGCAGGCCAGCAGUGAAAAGGUGUAUGAAUGGGAAAGAUAGUGUGAUAGAACUUGUAUUAACACUUCCAAGAAAUGAAUCAGUAGCCUAUUGUGUGUCCACCCUCUACAUUAUGAACAGAGUUUCCGUUUCUUACAUGGUCCACCAUGUAUGGCCAUGAUGGAGUUCCCUGAAUCUUUAAAAAAUGUUUGAGUUACUGUGUGAAAUGGCAGGUGCUAUAGCUGAGCUUAUGAACAUGGUUUAAUGAAUCAGUGCACACCACCAGAGCCUCACUUGGAGAUGGGCCCCAGAAGUAUAUGAAAUGCUGUAUCCUGCUUGGCUGAAAAAAUCGUGGAGGGAGAGAAGGAAAGGAACCCCAUGGCUGUAAGGAAAGGUGGCAGGCCUAUGGAGAAAACAACACUGUGAAGUUGGAGUGAACUGAUUGACCAUUUUAAUGGUAAGGGAGGCUUUCACUUGCUCGGUAAUAUAAGAGAGGACUUAGAAACCCCAUGACACAUCUGUCAGCAGAAAGGAGAGAUAACAUAUUUCUCUCCCACAGAAGCCCAGUUACGAUAUUUUUAAACCUGGUGCAUAUGGUAGACCUGAACUGCCUCUGCUGCUGCCGAUUCCACAGUGACUGCCAGGAUAUGGGUAUCAUGUAGCAUGCAGGAGCUGGAAAGCUAGUGUUCACCAACCUGUCCAUAGGAACAGAAGGGAGGAAUAUAUUCUUCAAGUCCCUGCUGCAGAGAAAAUUUUGUGGGAGAAUUCAGCACUUGCUUGCAUUAAAGCCUGUCUUGCCUUGACAUCAGUAUCAGCGCCUACUCUGUGUGGAAAGCUGUAAGUGGUGUGGGAAUCUCCCCCACAGACCUCGGUGUCUCGUGCUAAUUAUGCAGCCUUCAAGCUAUAGCUGGUGAUCUGUGUCCUGUGUCUUUAAACAGUGCUGAUGGUGAUGUUAAUUGUAGCCAUUAGUCACUCAGAGUGAAGAUGAUUUAAAGGAAACUGACAACUUUAAGCAUUACACUUAAUGCCUAAGAAUAUUAAAUUGGUGAUUGUUACAAAUAAUGCCUAAGAUUAUGAUAACUUCAAGGGUUUCAGGGUUUGGUUCAGAUUUAGUGUAUAAUCACUCUUCCUUAAAUAUGAUUUUCCCUGAUGUUUAUGUGCAUCUUUGAUGCAUCAAUAGCAGAAUGAAUUAAAUAGUAGAAAAUGUGAUUCUAAAACUACAAAUAUAUUCAGAGGGGCACAUAUAGAAUACCUGACAUUAUUUAAAAAAUUGUUUGCAGUUAACUAGUGUUCAACUUGAGAAUAAUGGCUCUUCUAAAUCAUUUGAUUCUCUAGCUCUUUCACCCUGUGGACUGUUGUGUGAAAUGUGUUCUACAAAACAUUUCCAGCUCUUCAUCCCUUCUCCUACCCUCAACAACAUGCUGUCUGCUGUAUGUACUUUAUUCUAGGAAUAACUGAAGAAAACUAUAAAAAAAACCCCCAACACAUUUAUAAUCUGCAGACUAGAUCUUGAGGACCAGUAUUUUAAAUAUUUCCCUUGUUCAAAUCUCUGGUAACAGCAUGAAAUGGAAAAUGAGAGCAAAGGCCGAUUUCAUCAUAGAGGAAUAUAAAGAGUCUGGUUAGGGAUCUGCACAUGUGUAGAUAGAAAGUCCUCUGAGAUAGCUCUUGUGAUGUAAGAUGUUACCUUUCCUGGACUGUUGUCACUCUUCAGGUAGAUCCUACUGCCCCAAAAUUUAAGCAAUAGCAGAUUAUAGAAGUAUGCCUGUCCCAAUGAAGGCUGUGCACAAAUCAUGCUAACUGUUGAUUCUACACUCAUGCAAGUGCAAAAGCACUCACAUAGUCUAUUAAUACAACUCUGUUAUGAGAAUAAUGAUUAAUAGAUAGUCAUGGCGACAUUUAAAAUUGCUAAAUUGGCAGUCUGUGCCUUAAGGCUCUUGUGAUCUGUCGUACUUGCAUAAAAGUAAUGACUGAAUAAUUUUUUGGGUUGGUUUGUUUGUUUUGCAUGCAACAAUCUACUCUGGAGCCUUAUGGAAAAUACUAUAGCACCAAAUCAAAAUUCAAAACUAAAUAACAGGAAUAGUUUGCAAACAGUGCUUGUAUCCUCAGGAUAAAAUUCGUUUGUUUGGUUCUCAGUUUAGUACUGUUAGGACUCAGGGGGUCUGAGAUUUGUAAAGCCAGGACAAGUUUAUUAAUCAUGUUCUUUCUCUGUAAAGUUUCAAUAACUACUCUCUUUUCACAAAUUGUUGUCAGUUUAAAUUUUAUUCUUGGACCAAGUGAAAUGGUUACUUUUGGUCUGUUGUGUUCCAACCUAAAAUCUGAAGAUAAAGCAACUUUGUGAAACAUGUCACUCUUUAUAUUGUGUAUUUAAAUAUCAUCAGUUCUCUGUGAUCAAUAGGCUGCUUUGGAGAGUACUACUACUUUAAAUCAUCAUUGGUUAUUGAGGAAGAAUGACAUCCUGUUAAAUAAAAUAUGACCAAAUGAAAAUUAAAAUACAUAUAUAUUUUUGUGUUUGUA
This is a messenger RNA of Corapipo altera (White-ruffed manakin), 10060 nucleotides long. RefSeq names its product clavesin 2 (gene CLVS2). NCBI's taxonomy places the organism in Eukaryota, Metazoa, Chordata, Aves, Passeriformes, Pipridae. The coding region runs from base 798 to 1781 and encodes 327 amino acids. Gene Ontology annotation, cellular component: membrane. The transcript is spliced from 5 exons. Gene Ontology annotation, molecular function: phosphatidylinositol bisphosphate binding. The record is from RefSeq and is a predicted model, not a curated record.